AAUAAGCUUUUUACCAAAAAGACUCCAGUCACCAGCACAACAAAUUCCCACUGUUUUUCACAUCUUGUUGAUUUUUUUUUUUUUUCAACGGGUGUCUUCAGAUUUAUCUACCUGGAAUCUUUUUUUUAAAUUGUUGCAUAAAGCCCAAUGAGGAAUUGCCCCUAGUCAUAGGCUCUAUGCUGUUAUUAGGGCCCAGUAGUUUUGUCUGGGCCCCGUGGCCACACCUGGAAUUGCUCCCCCUACAGUACAAAUGGAGAGCAGCGGCUGCAUCCCUCUCUGCUGGACCAAGGGGGGGUGCAUUUAUGCACAGCACCCCUUACCAAAAUAUGAUGGCCAGUUAGCCCUAGCAGGAGCAUCCGAGUCAGGCAUGGCAUCGUCUUCCUACUUGGAACCCAACAUCAACCACCCGUCUGCGGGUGGUUGCGGGGUUAAAUCCCGGUCUGGAAUGCCUGGUGUACCCAGCACCAGUGGCUCUGCUGGAGGUCUAGAGAGACCCCCGGGCUCCAUGGACCGCGUUCUUAAGAUCUUCCAUUACUUUGAGACAAACAGCGAACCAUGUACAUGGGCUAGCAAUAUCAGGCACGGAGAUGCUACAGACGUCAGGGGUGUAAUCCAGAAGAUAGCAGAGAUCCACAAACUGCGCUGUGUUGCCUCUUUAGGUCUCCGCCUGACCCACUUGCGCUCGGACGCUCUCCAUUGGUUACACCCUGAUUUAGGUGUGUCUCAUGUGAGGGAGAAAUAUGAAAAACAGCACCCGCAAGAAGAGUGGAGGUAUGAGUUGCGGAUACGGUACUUUCCUAAAGGUUAUCUCAGCCAUUUUUCUGAAGACAAACCUUCUCUCAACUACCUCUAUCACCAGGUAAAGAGUGAUUACAUGCAACACAUAGCUGACCAGGUGGAUCAAGAUGUUGCACUGAAACUGGGCUGUUUGGAAAUAAGGCGGUUCUUCAGAGAGAUGCCAGGCAACGCCCUGGAUAAGAAAUCAAACUACGAGCUACUAGAGAAAGAUGUUGGUUUGAGAAGGUUUUUCCCCAAAAGCCUCCUUGACUCCCUUAAGCCGAAGGCUCUUCGUAAGCAGAUCCAGCAGACCUUUAAGCAGUUUGCUAACCUCAAUGAUGAACAGAGCAUCCACAAGUUCUUUGAGAUACUUUCUCCCAUCUACCGCUUCGACAAGGAGUGCUUCAAAUGCGCUUUAGGGUCUAGCUGGGUAAUAUCAGUAGAGUUAGCUAUCGGACCAGAGGAAGGAAUCAGCUACCUCACAGAUAAGGGCUCAACGCCCACACACUUAGCUAACUUUAACCAGGUGCAGUCCAUCCAGUACUCUGCUUUGGACGAGAAGGACAGGAAAGGCAUGCUGCAGCUGAACGUGGCCGGAGCUCCUGAGCCCCUCACUGUCACUACAGCAUUGCUGACUACGGCAGAAAACAUGGCCGACUUGAUUGACGGUUACUGUCGGCUCGUCUCCUCAGUUACUCACUCCUUCAUCGUCAGGGUCCACAAAGAGGGAGACAGAGCUCUGCCAUCUAUACCAAAAGUUUCAAACCAUGAGAAGCGGAUGGAAAAGCGGAUGGACGGAGUACGAACUCGAGCAGUUUGCGUCUCAGGUCACAUUAGUGGCGAUGAAACCGACGACUAUGCUGAGAUCAUAGACGAGGAGGACACCUACACCAUGCCUUCGAAAUACUAUGGACUAGACCAAGCGCGGGACUAUGAGAUUCAGCGGGAUCGUAUCGAGUUGGGACGCUGCAUAGGCGAGGGUCAGUUCGGAGACGUCCACCAAGGAAUUUACAUCAGCCCGGAGAACCCAGCUCUGUCUGUGGCAGUGAAGACGUGCAAAAACUCAACAUCAGACAGUGUCAGGGAAAAAUUUCUCCAAGAAGCACUGACCAUGCGUCAGUUUGAUCAUCCUCACAUAGUGAAGCUGAUGGGAGUCAUCACUGAGAAUCCAGUCUGGAUCAUCAUGGAGCUCUGUACAUUUGGAGAACUUCGGUCGUUUCUUCAGGUGAGGAAAUACAGUCUGGAUCUGGCUACUCUCAUCUUGUACUCUUACCAGCUCAGCACAGCGUUGGCGUAUCUAGAGAGCAAACGAUUUGUACACAGAGACAUCGCAGCGCGGAACGUGCUGGUAUCAACGGUUGACUGUGUGAAGCUGGGAGACUUCGGGCUGUCGCGAUACAUGGAGGAUAGCUCUUAUUAUAAAGCAUCUAAAGGUAAAUUGCCUAUUAAAUGGAUGGCUCCAGAAUCCAUCAACUUCAGAAGAUUUACUACAGCCAGUGAUGUCUGGAUGUUUGGUGUCUGCAUGUGGGAGAUUCUGAUGUAUGGCAUCAAGCCUUUCCAGGGUGUGAAGAACAACGAUGUCAUAGGCAGGAUAGAGAAUGGCGAGCGACUGGCUAUGCCCCCUCAGUGUCCUCCUACUCUCUACAGCUUGAUGACAAAGUGUUGGUCGUACGAUCCCAGCAAGAGGCCACGCUUUAAUGAACUUAAAACACAGCUGAGCACAAUAUUAGAGGAAGAGAAGGUCCAGCAGAAGGAGAGAAACAGGAUGGAGAUGAGGAGACAGGUCACUGUUUCGUGGGAUUCUGGAGGGUCUGAUGAAGCACCACCAAAACCAAGUAGACCUGGCUAUCCCAGUCCUCGCUCAAGUGAAGGUUUUUACCCCAGUCCCCAGCAUCCUGGACACUAUCAGAUGGCAGGCUAUCCAGGCCCUCACACACUCCCCUCUGUGCCUAGCGCCUUGUACCCACCUCAGGCGGCAAUGCUGGACACCCACCACGCACACACACACCCCCGCCACCAUGUCCACACCCAUUCACACGCACAGCUCCUUCCCCAGCCUCACGGACAGGAUAUGGCGCUGUGGGGCUCUAUGAUGGAGGACAGGGCAGUAGACAUGCAGCAGUGUGUAGGCCAGCAGUGCCUGUUAAUGGAGGAACAGCUGAUCAUACAACAGCAGCAGAUGGAGGAGGAUCAGAGGUGGCUGGAGCAGGAGGAAAGGCUGCUGAAACCCGACACGAGAAGUUCAAGAGGUAGUCUGGACAGAGAAGACAGUGGACUCCAGCCACCGACAGGAAACCAGCACAUAUACCAGCCCGUUGGCAAACCAGAGCAUGUGGCCCCGCCAAAGAAACCCCCUCGACCUGGGGCCCAGUGCCAAGUAAGCAGCCUGGCCUGUCUAAAUACUGGAGACAGUUACAAUGAUGGAGUCAAGCCCUGGCGGCUGCAGCCUCAGGAGAUAAGCCCGCCUCCCACCGCCAAUCUGGAUCGGUCAAACGACAAAGUGUACGAGAACGUGACGGGAUUGGUCAAAGCUGUGAUCGAGAUGUCAAGCAAGAUCCAGCCGGCUCCACCCGAGGAGUACGUGCCCAUGGUCAAGGAUGUGGGUCUGGCACUGAGGACAUUAUUGGCCACAGUAGAUGAGACUCUACCUCAACUUCCAGCCAGUACACACAGAGAGAUCGAGAUGGCACAGAAGCUGCUGAACUCUGACUUGGCAGAACUGAUUGCAAAGAUGAAGUUAGCCCAACAAUAUGUGAUGACCAGCCUCCAGCAGGACUACAAGAAGCAGAUGUUGACGGCGGCUCAUGCUCUUGCUGUUGAUGCCAAGAACUUGCUGGAUGUUAUCGACCAAUCCCGGCUCAAGAUGAUGGCCCAGUCCCGCCCACACUAGCCCCAUGUCGUCCGAGCUGACCAACAGGAGAGGGUGGCAUCAUCGUGACUUCUAAAGACUCCUGGGUUCCAGACGUCAGUCCUGAUGUGUUGACGGAGGGGGCUGCUUUACAAAUCAACGGCGAGAGCAGUGGCUCUGAUAAUCUGAUAAUGGUCCGCGAUGAAUCGUUAGAAUUUUUUAAUCCCGCUAUAGCCGAGGUAAUUAGUUCAACUGGGAUUAAAAUCUCCACCACUGUGACUUUCUGUAUACGAGAACAGCGCAGAAACACUUCCUGAAUCAGGGACUUGGCAGCUUCGCUCUCUUCAGAGUGGAAUACAGUGACGAGAGGAGGAAGAAAGAAAUCUACUCGUGAUUUUUUUUUUUUUUUUUUUUUUAAGCUGUAAAUCUGGAUUUGGGAUGAGCCAGAUUCUGCAGGUUAGAGUUUUAAAUGGAUUCAAAACUUCCGACAGAAACGCUAUCAUGAAAGCUGGUGAGAUCGGGCGGAUUGCAACCCGAUCUGCAACAUAUCUGCAUGAAACUUCACUGUGGGAUCUUAGACGUCGGCCGCCCCCGUUUGCUGACGUUCCGAUUCCUGAAUGGGAGCUCCUUUCUCCAAUCAAAUAUCUCUACAUCGCCAUACACAUCACAUGUUUGUUAUGUUUUGUUUUUUUGGUGCCUGGGGUGGUACAGUAACAACAGUCUCGGUUUGGUCUUCUCCGACUCGUCAUGCCUCCUACCAUCUCUCUUUCUCUGUUUCCUCCAUCUCACCAUGUUUUAUUUAUAGACUCAAAUUGCAGAGGAGGAAACAGAGGCAGGAACGUAAAAAAGCAGAAUACGCCUCGAGGACAGUCUAGUAACACUCUACUGCCUGAGGAAAGAAAACACUCUCUUCCCCUCUUCUCUCUAUUUCACUCACUUUUCCUUUCCUUCACCCUUACUGCUCCCCUACUCCCACAGUCUUCCUCAGCUCCUCUCUGAGCCACUUUUAAAGACUCCAAAUGUGAAGAGUCCAGCUCUGUGCGGGUAAUCACCGCAGACAGAAACCUCCCCUACUCGCACUCAGUUCAGUCUGCUCUUUUUAUCGAUCAGCUCCAUGUUUUUUGUGUUGUUUUGAGGAAUCUUCGUCCUCUAUACUGAAAAAUGUUGAACUUUCAACCCCAGCAAUUGACUGCUGUGUAAAAAAAAAAAAAAAAGAAUUGGAAAAAAUGUGUUCAGCGUGAGUGGCAGGAUGCUUCCGAUUGGUUCACGAGGAAGAAGACAGUGACACGUCUCAGAGUGGUCGCUAAUUUUGUGAGGUUCGUGUCUCCUUUUCCUUUUUUUGUCUCCUCACAUAUAGUCCCAAUAUGAAUCGUACGUUCAUAAUAUAAGAUUACAUUAACUGUCCGAUCACCCACUAGUGACACUUAAAGUAUAUUUCCCGGGGACCUGAACAAACCUCAUAUCACAUUUAUGACUCCAAUUCUCUUGUCAGGUGUAACACUUUAAAAAUUCCCCCCCUCCCUGACUUAAUAAUAGUCCCCAUGGAACCAAACACAUGAAAUGUGGAGCCACAUGACUGGAACUUGUUUCUCAGACACAAAACACUGAACUGAAAAUCACAUUUGUCUUUGUUAAUACUGACCCCAUGUGGAGUGUCACAUACUGCUAUAUGAAAUAUACUGGUGACUGUACUGGUAUAGCAUGAUAUACUGGUAUAAAGAAGAGCAUAUUUGCACAGCACCAAAAUAACACAUCCUAAGUUGUUUCCUUUUUUGUUUCUUGUUUGUUUGUUUUUUAUUAUUAUUAUUAUUAUUUUUUAAACCCGUUUUAUCCAGAUGUGAUUUCCAUGUUUAGCCAGCAACGAAACUAUCAGAUCGAUCAAUCUGGGUGUUAUAGGGAUAAAAUAAAUGUAAAACGGAGGAGAAAAAGACCCCAAACGAAACAAUCUAUUUUAUUUCCUUGUUGUUGCGUAAAUCUGCUCAUGUUGGUAUAUUGUAAGCUAUACUGGUGUGUAUCACUGGUGAAUUGUACAGAACUCGUACUAGUAAACACUGGUAUUUAUUUUGUCUUCUGGGCUAAUUAAGCCAUCUUGUCAAAUAGGAGGAAACAAAAAAACAAUGGAAUAAAAAUAAUUAUGAAAUGAAA
Molecule: messenger RNA, 5770 nt
Organism: Maylandia zebra (zebra mbuna)
Lineage: Eukaryota; Metazoa; Chordata; Actinopteri; Cichliformes; Cichlidae
Source: RefSeq, a predicted model, not a curated record